AUAUAUUCACAUCAUCUUAAGAUAAAAAUCCAGUAUCGCUAAACCAUGAAGAAAUCUUGCAACUUUCUUUUCUAUUCUCAAGUUUUAAUUCUCUUGAUCUUGUUUGUAGCUGUGAAUUCUCAGCUAACAACUGAUUUCUACUCUAAAACAUGUCCAAAUGUCCUUAAGGUUGUACGUAAAGAAGUUCAGAAUGCAAUCAAGAAUGAAAUGAGAAUGGCUGCUUCUUUGCUUCGUCUUCAUUUCCACGAUUGCUUCGUCAGUGGUUGUGAUGCAUCAGUAUUAUUGGAUGGAAAUAGUACGACAAGUGAGAAGUUCACACCAGCCAACUUGAACUCAGCAAGAGGUUUUGAAGUCAUAGACAAUAUUAAAACUGCUGUCGAAAAUGCAUGCGGUGGAGUUGUUUCUUGUGCAGAUAUAUUAGCUAUUGCUGCAAGAGAUUCAGUUCUACUGAGUGGAGGGCCAUUUUGGAAGGUGUUAUUAGGGAGAAGAGAUGGAUUAGCUGCUAAUAUUUCUGGAUCAAAUACUGCACUUCCAGCACCAUUUGACCCUCUCAAUACAAUCAUUUCCAAGUUCGAAGCUGUUGGAUUAAAUGUAACAGAUGUUGUGAGCCUAUCAGGUGCUCAUACAAUUGGAUUAGCAAAGUGUGCAACCUUUGACAACAGAUUAAGAAAUUUCAGUGGCACAGGUGCACCAGACACAACUCUAGACACAACUUUAGUGAGUGAACUGCAAAAUUUGUGUCCAUUGACAAGUGAUGGAAACAACACAGCCCCUCUUGAUAGGAAUUCCACAGACUUAUUUGACAAUCAUUAUUUCAAGAAUUUAAUCAAUGGAAGAGGUCUUCUUGAAUCAGAUCAAGUCUUGUUCUCUAGUGAUGAUGCUAUACAAACAACUAAAACAUUAGUUGAAACUUAUAGUAAUAGCUCUCAGUUUUUCUUUAGUGACUUUGUUAAUUCUAUGAUUAAGAUGGGAAAUAUUAGCCCUCUAGUUGGAUCAGAUGGUGAAAUAAGAAAGAAUUGUAGGGUCGUUAAUUCGAAUAAUUAGUGACUUUCGGAAACAGCUUCUCUACUCCCUCGGAGUAGGAAUAAGAUUUGCGGACACACUACCUUCCCCAAACCCCACUAGUAGGAUUUUAUUGGGUCGUCGUUGUUGUAGUAGUAGUAAAUCUCCCAUCAGCCUGAGUGUUGGUUUGAUUAAGAAAAAAUAGUUAGUACGUAGUAUAAGUUGUUGUACUAUGAUUUCUUGCCUGUGGGGAAAAUAUAAUUAUCUACUUUGUGAAAAAAUUGUAUCUAACUUUUUUCUC
This is a messenger RNA of Nicotiana tabacum (common tobacco), 1303 nucleotides long. RefSeq names its product peroxidase N-like. The record is from RefSeq and is a predicted model, not a curated record. Gene Ontology annotation, molecular function: peroxidase activity; heme binding. NCBI's taxonomy places the organism in Eukaryota, Viridiplantae, Streptophyta, Magnoliopsida, Solanales, Solanaceae. Gene Ontology annotation, biological process: response to oxidative stress; hydrogen peroxide catabolic process.